AUGAAUACUACUACUAGUACUAGCAGUGGUAGUAGUAGUGAUGGUACCGCACCGACUAACGCAUCACACGCAAAACUCGCAUCUGCGCUGCUUGACGACACGGAGCUGGACGCCGUACUGGAACGCGUGUGUAGCUUCUUCGACUCUAGCUCCAACCCGGAUUCCGGCACCACCUCUAAAUCCAAUCAUGAUGCGUUCAGAACACAGCCCCAGACUCAGAUUCAGAUUCAGACUCGGACUCGACAGCGACGACAGCAGCAAAAGCAGCGGCAACAACAACAACAACGAUUACCCACACGCCUACCCCAUCUCGACGCCGCGCUAACCGGCGGCUUGCAACAAGGCCUUGUGGUCGAACUCAGCGGCGAACCCAAUUCCAGUAUCAGCACUAGCCAUUUCUGUAUCUCGCUCCUCGUCACCUCCUUGCUGCUGUAUCCGUGUUCGAGUGCCGCGGUGAUAGAUAGCACGGGCCAUUUCAAUGUCGUAAGGUUGCUGGAGAUGGCGCGGGAGCAGUUGGUGUUGGGUUGUGGUGGUGGUGGUGGUGGUGGGAUUGGAGGAGCGGUUGAUGAAGGGGAGGUGCAGAGAUUGCUGGAGCGUGUCAAGAUUAUGCGUGUUUUUGAUUUCGAGGGCGUGAGGGAGGCGCUGGGGGAGAUUGAGCGGGGGUUGGGUGCGGGAUGCGUGCAGCAGGAGGGGCUGCAAGGUGCAUUGUUUGAGGAUGAGGAGGGGGAGGAAGUGCUGGUUGGGAAUAAAGAGAAGAAGAGGACGUUUGUGCCGGAUAGUGAGGAUGAGGAUGAGGAUGAAAUGCUGUUUGAAACGGGUGUUGGUGCUGUUGAAGAAGCGGGGGUACAACAAGAUGUAGAGAAAGCUGAGGGAAAUGCAGAGGCAGACGAACCAAAGCACAUGGGAAACGGCUCCAGCACGCAAAACAGAAUCAAGUUUAUCCUAGUUGAUAACUUGACUCAUGUCCUGGAGCCCAUGUUGAGGAAGGAUAGGAUUAAAGCAACAGCACAAGCAUCCGCCCAUCUCGGCCAUCUCGGCCAUCUCACACAUACCCAUGCUCUCCACACCAUCCUUGCAACCCGCGCUACUGCCGCCGUCGCUGUUCCCAGAGCUACGACGACGAUGACGGCGGCGCAGUCGGGAUCAGCAGAACCAGCAACAAGAGCACCCCCAACCCUCCAUCUUCACAAGCACAACUUCAACCCCCAAUCUCAGCUCUAUCAUCGCUCCACAUAG
This is a messenger RNA of Exserohilum turcica Et28A, 1236 nucleotides long. RefSeq lists its product as uncharacterized. Gene Ontology annotation, molecular function: single-stranded DNA binding; four-way junction DNA binding; ATP-dependent activity, acting on DNA. Gene Ontology annotation, cellular component: replication fork; centrosome; Rad51B-Rad51C-Rad51D-XRCC2 complex. Lineage: Eukaryota; Fungi; Ascomycota; Dothideomycetes; Pleosporales; Pleosporaceae. The record is from RefSeq and is a predicted model, not a curated record. Gene Ontology annotation, biological process: telomere maintenance; reciprocal meiotic recombination; double-strand break repair via homologous recombination. The transcript is spliced from 3 exons. The coding region runs from base 1 to 1236 and encodes 411 amino acids.